GCUGCUAAUUAGUGUCCCAAGCACAUGCCCUCGGCCUGGCUUGCCCAGCCCCUGUGCGGGGUAGGGCCGCCCCAGUUCCUGCUCCACCCCAGAAGUGGCCGCAUCCAGGGGUGGGGAAGGGCCCGGCCCCUCCUGCCACUGCAUCCGCGCCCUCCGCUCUCCCCACCCGGCUGUCCUGGGCCAGGCUGGGGCACGGCAGAGAUGCCCGAGGCCGGAUCCAGAAGCCAGGGACAGGCGACCAGCCCUGGUCACAGCUGAAAUCCGUGGGCCCUGGCUCGAGGCGCCUGCAGCUUGCAGACGAUGGGCCCCGCGGAGCCAUCAAAGGGGUGCGGGAGCCACGAUCCAGCUAAGCCCCUCACGUUCCCCCUGCUCUCCGUCACCCUGCUGGCCUCCUUCGGCUCCUCCAUGCUCUAUGGCUACAACCUGGCCGUGGUCAACUCGCCGGCCGUGCACAUCAAGGCUUUCUACAACAUCACCUGGACCAAGCGCUACGGGCAGGGCCUGAGCCCCGGGCUCCUCACCCUCAUGUACUCGCUGACCGUCUCCGUCUUUGCGCUGGGGGGGCUGGUGGGGUCCCUGCCCGUGGGGGUGCUGGUGACCCGAUACGGCAGGAACGGGACCCUGGUUCGGAGCACGCUGCUUGUCUUCCUGGCCAGCGCCCUCAUGGGCUUUAGCCGUGCCCUGGCCUCGCCCGAGAUGAUCAUCACCGGCCGCUUCAUCACGGGCAUCCACUCGGGAGUCUGCCUCAGCGUGGUGCCCAUGUACCUGGGAGAAAUCGCCCCCAAGAACCUGCGUGGCUUCCUGGGCCUGGUGCCCAGCAUCUUCAUCUGCCUCGGCGUCUUCUCCGCCCAGCUCCUGGGCCUGCCCGAGCUGCUGGGGGAGGACGGGCACUGGCCGCUGUUCCUGUCCGUGGUGGCCAUCCCGGCCGCCCUGCAGCUCCUGCUGCUGCGCUGGUUCCCCGAGAGCCCCCGCUACCUGCUGAUCGAGAAGAACGACGUCCGCAGCGCCACCCAGGCGCUGCGCUGGUUCCUGGGGAAGCAGGACGUGCGGGAGGUGGUGGAGGAGAUGCGGGAAGAGCAGCAGUCGCUGUCCUCGGUGCAGACGGUGUCCGUGCGGCAGCUGCUGCAGGACCGCACCGUGCGCUGGCAGGUCCUCUCCGUCGUCGUCAUCAACGUGGGCAUGCAGCUCUCUGGCAUCGAUGCCAUCUGGUUCUACACCAACACCAUCUUCGAGAACGCCGGCAUCCCGGCGCCCGAGAUCCCCUACACCACCGUGGCCACCGGCGCCAUCGAGGUCAUCGCCGGCCUCAUCGGAUGCUUCACCAUCGAGCGCCUGGGCCGUCGGCCCCUCAUCAUCGUCGGCUUCUGCUUCAUGGGCAUCUGCUCCCUGGGCAUCACCAUCUCCCUGGUGCUCCAGACUGCCGUGCCCUGGAUGCGCUACAUCAGCGUGGCCUGCGUCGUUGGCAUCAUCGCCGGCUUCUGCAUCGGACCCGCUGGCGUCCCCUUCCUGAUGACCGCAGAGCUCUUCAAGCAGUCACACCGGCCGGCCGCCUACAUUGUGGGUGGCUCCCUCAACUGGCUCUCCAACUUCACCGUCGGCUUCGUCUUCCCCUUCCUGCAGAUGUCGGCCGGCGCCUUCUGCUACCUGGUGUUCUGCGGCGUCUGCCUGCUGGUGGCCCUCUACGUCCACGCCGUCAUCCCCGAGACCAAGAACAAGACCUUCGUGGAGAUCAGCCACAUCUUCGCCUCGCGUUGCGCCUUCCUGGCCCGCACCCCUGACCUCGUCCACAUGAGCAAGCUCCAUGGCUACGGCGCCCUUGAAAGCAGCUCCCUCGAGGACUCGGGAUCCAGCCAGGCCUGACUUCCCUGCCAGCUACCCCAGCCAGGUGCUGCUGCUGCCACUGCUGCCUGCACCCCCAGGCCUCUUGAGGGUGGGAGGGCUGGGAAGCCCCGGGGCUCAGACCCUGUUCCACAGCCCUCCCUGGGGCACCUCCCAGCCGCCAUCUCCUUCUUCCUCUCCAGCCCUGGGGAAUGGGGUCGGCUCCAUCCAGCUGCCCCAGCUCCACUGCACCUGGCGGAUCUGGGGACUCCCAGCAAGGGCCUGGGACUGGGGGGAGGUGACUCCCUCUCCUCCAAAUUAACACCCCCUGAGUGUUGGUGCUACACAGUCCUCCAGGGGUUCAUACGGAUGGCCCCAGGCCCCAGCUCACGGCAGCUCCAACCCACCGGCCCCCACCCCUCUUAUAGUGUAACUGCAGCAAGCCCCGCCUCCAGAGGCAGUGACAUCACUCCUGAUGGGAGGUGCUGGUUGGCUAGUGCUGCUGCCAGGCCCACCUGAAAAGGGGCAGGACUUCCUGGGGUGCCAGGUGGGGGGCAGGGCUAGGGCAGGACAGGGCAUGGUGGGUACAUCUGCACCAGGGCACGUAAUAAAGGAUGUGGCUAGAGGAGGCUGUGCCCGUGUGUGGGUUCAGAAGGGGGCAGGGGUGGGGGUGGCUCUGCUCUGGUUUGGGGCUUAGGCGCAGCACCCCCAGGGCAUCGGCAUCCCCCUAAGAGCUGAGCCGUUAGACAUGGGGGCCCUUCAGGGUGCCAGGAUGCAGCACUCCUGGGUUCUUCUCCCAGUACGGCCAGCCACCAGCAAUGCCCAACACCAGGGGCUCCUCCUGCCCGGGCCCCAGGGAAGAGGGUCCCUGGCUGCACUGGCACGUCUGCCAGGGGCAGCCGGAGCCUCCAGCAUGGGGCUCCGGCAUCGCGGGCGGUCGCCAGCCAGGGGCAAACAGAUCCAGAGGGAUCGGGUCCUCGCACAUCGCAUCCGCAAGGGCAGGGUCCUAUCGGGUUCGGAGCCCUGCGGCUGUGACGCACCCUGCCCUUCUGGGGCUUCAUGGGGCUCACUCCGGAGUCGCUCCGGAUUCCCUCCAGGGUGACUCAGUCCUGGAUUCACUCCGGGGUCUCCCAGAGACUGUCUGGACGCACUCCACAGUUGCUCUGGAUUCAGCUGUGGCUUCAAUCCAGAGUUAAUCCAGAUUAACGUCGGAUUCAGCCCCAGAUUCAGUCCCAAAUUCACUUGGGAGCCCAUCCCAAAUUCACUCCAAAUUCAGCCCAUUUCACUCCAGAGUCAGUCCAGACUCAGUCCUGGAUUCACUCUAGAGUCCAUAUGGAUUCCACUCUGAAUUCACUCCAGAUUCAGUCCAGAGUCAAUCCAGAUUCACCCCAGAUUAAGCCCUGGAUUCACUCUAGCCUCACUUUAGAGUCCGUCCUGGAUUCACUCCAGAGUCGCUCUGGAUUCAGCCUGGGUUCACUUCUGAGUCAGUCCCAGAUUCACUCCAGAUUGGGUCUGGCACUGACGAGAGGAGGCUGGGCACCCCUCUGCACAGCCCUGGAUUGGCUCCAGAGUGACUUCUUGAGGGCGGCUCUGGGCUGAGCCCCCUGCCUGGGAGGGUACCCAGGGCCCAGCGUUCAAAUCCUCUCCCCCCGCGCCAGCCUGCAGCAGGAGAAUCGCUCCCAGCUGAGUAGGGUCUAUGACACGUACUGGUGCAGUCCCUGUCCCAGAUGCUACAGGGCAGUGGCGCCACCCUCCAGCUCCGUCCAGCUGUGGGAGCAUGCAUGCGACACGGCUGCGCUGGCGGAGUCUGGCCUCCCCCGGGGUCAAUGCAGGGCGGGCAGGCCACGGGCAGCCUUCCAGGGGCGCGUCCCCCUGCUCCAGCGUGCAGCCCCCUCCCGGGAAGCCGGGGUAGCUCCCGCCAGGGGUUGCUGCCAUGGGGCAGAGGUUGGUGUCCACAAUGUACUGUAUAACACCCCCCCCCGCCCCCCUUGCAAUUCAGCUGCUGGAAAUGGGUGCGCGUUAUAACAGGAAAUACGGUAAGGGUGUUUCUGCGGUCACAUUGCACCGGGACACGGCCCCUCGGCCCCUUUCCUCCUGGCCGGGGAGCACACGGGACGGGCUUUCCGUGUCAUGCCGCCUUUGCGACGCAUGCUGCGGGUGUAGAUGGGCCCCCCGAAACGCCGCACUGCUAGAGCGGGGGGGCCGCGGCAGAGCCAGGGCUGCUGUGAGCUCUCCAUCCGAUCCAGGCGCGGCGAUGCCCGUGCUCUGCCGGGGGGUCCCAGGCCCCUGGGCUGUGCUGGUUGCCCCCCACCCCCUUUUCUGCUUCAUGUGUUGGGGGAGCGCCGGGGGCGCUGGGUGUUGGGGAUGGGCUGGGCUGUGCCAAUGCUCCUGCUGCACCAACCCCGCCAGGUCCUGGCUGGGGGGUUUGCCCCCAUGCUCAGGCUCAGCCCCACGCUGCACUGGGACAGGAAGGGAUUUCCCCCUGCUCAGACUGGUUUGCACUGGGGGGUUUUGCCUUCCUCCGGCCUGGGCUCUCUGCAGCGCCCGUGACCCCCCGGGUGCAGCAGGACGUUGGUGGCCGCGGCCCCGCUGUAUCCCGGGGGCAGGGUGGGGCGAUGCCAGGGGCUGUGUCGGGGCGACUGUGCCUUGUUGGACACGGGGUUUGUCUGGGCUCGUUUGGAAGGGGUUGAUCCUGCCUCAGGCCUGGACGUGACCCCGCAGCUCCCUGCCUGCCCCGCGGCUCCGGGACUCGGUGAUCCUACGACUCUGGAUGCCCGUGGGUGCAAAGGGGCCGCUUUGGUCGUGUGUCCGAGUCACUGCCGCCCCUCACUGCAGUGACAAACCCUGGGAGCGGUUUAUCCCGGAGGCUGGGUCCUGCCCCCGGCUCCCCCAGCGCCCCCGGCACGGCCUGUCCUCGGCGCGGCGAGAAGGGGAGCCGGCGGCAGCCGCGGCCUCUCUCCCCGGCGCCGCGGAGCCGAGCGGUAAAUAUGUGCAGCAUUACGUAUGUAUAAUGGAGUGUAAAUAACCCCAAAAAGUGCAUUGUAAAUAGACUCCAAGUUUAUCCUUUAUUAAUGAGGCACUGAGUGCCCUGCUGUUUUAGAGCAGCGCGACUUUCAUAAUAUCAAAACCUAAAUUACA
Alligator mississippiensis (American alligator) is the source of this 4956-nucleotide messenger RNA. Its product is annotated as solute carrier family 2, facilitated glucose transporter member 9. Gene Ontology annotation, molecular function: hexose transmembrane transporter activity. Gene Ontology annotation, biological process: monosaccharide transmembrane transport. The transcript has 12 exons. Lineage: Eukaryota; Metazoa; Chordata; Crocodylia; Alligatoridae. The record is from RefSeq and is a predicted model, not a curated record. Gene Ontology annotation, cellular component: membrane. Bases 301 to 1860 code for a protein of 519 amino acids.